Ipomoea triloba (trilobed morning glory) is the source of this 764-nucleotide messenger RNA. RefSeq names its product CEN-like protein 2. Gene Ontology annotation, biological process: negative regulation of flower development; vegetative to reproductive phase transition of meristem. The transcript is spliced from 4 exons. The record is from RefSeq and is a predicted model, not a curated record. Bases 192 to 737 code for a protein of 181 amino acids. Lineage: Eukaryota; Viridiplantae; Streptophyta; Magnoliopsida; Solanales; Convolvulaceae. Gene Ontology annotation, cellular component: nucleus; cytoplasm.
UUCUACAUACUAUAUUAUCUUUAUGUUUACACACAAACCUGCCCAUGCCAGAAUAUGAUGAUUACUAUAUAUAUGAGUACAAGAAACCCCUCAAAUCCUAAGUUGUCUUAGAAACUCAUCCUCUCACAUAUACAUACAACUCUCUCUCUCUCUCUCUCUCUCUCUCUCUCUCUUUCUCUCUUUCUGGUAACAUGGCAGCUGGUGCAAGAAGCUUGGAGCCUCUGAUACUGGGUAGGGUUAUAGGGGAUGUUGUGGAUGCCUUCACUCCCACAGUGACAAUGGAAGUGACAUACAACACCACCAACAAGAGAGUCUGCAAUGGGCAUGAGUUUUUCCCCUCUGCUGUCAACUCUAGACCUAGGGUUGCCAUAAAUGGUGCUGAUUUGAGAACUUUCUUCACUUUGGUGAUGACUGACCCUGAUGUUCCUGGCCCUAGUGAUCCUUACCUGAGAGAGCACCUCCAUUGGCUAGUAACUGAUAUUCCAGGCACCACAGAUGCUACUUUUGGCCGAGAAGUGGUUACCUACGAAACUCCGAAGCCAAACAUAGGAAUCCAUAGGUUUGUGUUUGUUCUGUUCCGACAAACACGGAGGCUGUCCGUUACCCCGCCGUCAACCGCCGCCUCUUCCCGGGAUCACUUCAACACGCGCCUCUUCGCCGCCGAGAACGGCCUCGGCGAGCCGGUGGCCUGCGUCUUCUUCAACGCCCAACGGGAAACCGCCGCAAGACGCCGCUAACCGGCCAUCUACCCUACCCCCCCUCCC